UCGUGCUCGCUGUGUCUAGCUGGGCAGCCUCUCGGUUCGGUCCUGCCACGGCACUACCGCCUGGCAGCUAACCCUACCGCCGUCCGCCACCGCGCCGCCCGCACGUGCCCCGCCGCACCCCCUGCCACGCAACCGGGCCGCCCUCCACAGUCGCACUCGCCGACUCGCCUGUCCCUCCUCCUCGAAAUUCCGGCCCGACGGCGCACAUCUCUCCACACUGACCCACACGACGCCCACAGGGCAGCGGCGCAGCAGAAACUCCGUCACUGACCGUGAGAUAAAUGACUUCAAAUUUCAUGAAGAAGAAUGAGUACUAAGGGCCAGCCAAUUUGCAGAUAGCCCUAGCCUACCUAGCAAGAGUCGUGCUGGCUCAAUCCCCCCCAACUCACGGCCUCCGAGUGACUAGUCCGGGGAUUCAACGCCAGCGACGGCCACGGUGGAGAGGAGAUGUUCACGAACGCACAGCGCCAGGUCGAGCGCACCGGCCGUGGCGGCACUUCGAGAGACCAGUACCUUCAGGAUCUCGUGACCCAGUUCCAGGACUCCACUGAUGAAGAGUGCAAGGAGAGGAUAGUUGCAAACUUGUCAAAUUUCGCAUAUGACCCUUAUAACUACGCCUUUAUGCGCCAGCUGAAUAUUCUUGAGUUGUUCUUGGAUUGUAUUACGGAGUCAAAUGAAAGGCUUGUUGAGUUUGGCAUUGGUGGAAUAUGUAAUUCAUGUGUUGAUUCAGCGAAUGCUUCAGUUAUUACUCAAUGUGGUGGAAUCCCAUUGGUUGUACAAUGCUUAUCUAGCCCAGUUAGGAAUACCCAGGUGAUUUAUGCACUUGGAGCCUUGUACUACUUAUGCAAUCCUUCAACAAAGAAAGAGAUUUUGAAACCAGACGUCCUGCGGAUGAUAAGAGACUAUUCUGCAGCUGGAGCCGUUAACAGCAGCUUCAGCAAUCUGGCGACUGCAUUUCUGGACAAGCAUGUCAACUCGUGACUUCAGUUCGGAACUGCAGAUGGUAAAGGCUUGUAGGGUUUUAUCUGCUAGAAACGAGAGAGUAGAAGCUAUGCAGGAGUUACAGUUCCGUGGCUGUUUAUCGAAGCACAACAAUAGGCAGUAGUGAGUUGGUGAUAUAAAGCUGGAACUUAUACAACCUCUGUGAAAACUCAGUAAGUUUAUCAGUGUUGUUGUCACGGUAUUUAUUCCAGAAAACCGUGGAGUUGUAUAUUGUAUAGUUGAUUAGGAUUUGUGUUUGAUGAUGGUCUUGCAGUAAAAUGAAGAAGGAUAGAAUGCAUAUAUGUUGAAUCCAUGUUCUGGAAUGCAA
Molecule: messenger RNA, 1309 nt
Organism: Lolium perenne
Lineage: Eukaryota; Viridiplantae; Streptophyta; Magnoliopsida; Poales; Poaceae
Source: RefSeq, a predicted model, not a curated record